AUGACGGGCGAACGAGAAACACAAAACGAUCUGAAACAUUUCAGCAAAAUUUUGUCCGGAGUCAUACGGAGAUUCCCAUCUGAGGCCGAGGUACCUGUGUGGUUCGAGGCUGUGGAGACUACCUUCGAGACGUAUGGCGUGCCAAGGGCUAUAUGGGGCCAGCUAGUGUUCCCGCAUGUGGUGGAGCGAGUAAGGUACCUAGCUACCCGGCUCUCCGCGGCCGAGCUCAACGAUUAUGAUCGGGUAAAAGAUACCGUUCUCGAGGAGUUGCAGCUCGCGCCCGGGGAGUAUCUAAAGCGUUUUCUUAGCGCCGCCAAAGGAAAAGAGGAGGCGUGGAUGCCGUUUGCUACACGGCUGCGAAGCUAUCUCCACUUCUAUGUGGAAGCGAGGGAAAUUAAGACCAAGGACGACCUGAUCGACCUUUUAGUAGCCGACCAGGUAAAGGCCAGAAUGACGCCUGAAGCGCUGAGCUACGUCACUCUAAAAGAGGACACGAACUGGCACAGGGCGCAUGAGCUGGCCAAAUUGAUGAGGGUAUUUGAGCAGGCCGAAGAAGGCGACAGACUCACCGCCCGGGUCGUCAGGGAGCCGCACUCGUUGCCGCCCAGCGGUCUCGUGAACACCAGACUAGCUUGUGGAGGACGCAUGCUCAACGCUAUUGUCGACACAGGGGCAGAUAUAACCGUGGUAAGGGAGUCUCUGGUCCCUGAGGAGUUGAGGAGCCCUUCCGGGAAGAUUCAGCUCAAAUCUGCUUUCGGAGAGUCGGUGGAGGCGCGUCUGGUAGUGUUGCCGUUGACUAUGCACAGCUUGAAUUCGGUCCUCGCCGACGUAAACGAGGCGGUGCCGACUCUUUGUGCGCUGACCGACCGACUUAUUUCGCGGACCGAUUGCCUACUUUCCGGAGAAGCGUGGGAGCUGCUGCAAAAAUCGGAAAGCUCGAACGCACCGAUCGGAGCAAUCGCGGCCGUCGCGGCGGGGGAAACAGAACAGCUCGCGACGUCCACUCCUCCGCCGGAGUCCGUAGAGGGGUUGGAGACCAGUGUCCAGACUUGCGAGGAAGAGGGCGCCAGCAACGCCCGUAGGGAAUCGAGUCCUUCGGACGCAGCGGAGAUCGAAACAGAUGACGGGCUCUCGGAGCGAUCAAAGUUCCGAGAGCAGCAGCUAAAAGACCCUACUCUGAAAGAGGCCUGGGAAAACGGGCGCAGGAAACGGAGCGGCAUGCUGAUUAAAGACGGGUUGCUCUUUCAUCGGGACAGGUUGUUGGGGCAAAACGUCCACCAGUUGGUACUGCCGGCUCAGCGGAGACCCGAGGUGAUGGGAUUGGCACAUGAGUCAUGCUGGGGCGGACAUCUGGGUUUCAGAAAGACGAAAGCGCGGGUCAAGUACGCUUUCUACUGGCCGGGGAUAGAGAGGGACAUUAGGGAGCACUGCUCGAGCUGCCAUGGUUGCCAGGUUAGAUCCGACCUGAGGCAGACAGACCGCGUUCCUAUCACCCCACUGACGAGACCCGAGUUUCCUUUCCAAACGGUAAACAUCGACGUAAUCGGACCACUUGACACGCCGUCAGCUAGAGGCCACAGGUACGCGCUUUGCGUUAUUGACUUGUGCACACGCUGGCCAGAAGUGGUGUGCUUGCGGUCGCUGUCGGCGAAGGCAACCUGCGAGGCGCUGUUGACCAUCUUCAGCAGGACAGGAAUACCAAGCGUCAUAUGUUCCGACUGUGGCACUAACUUUACGGCCCAGCUCACGAGAGAGUUUCUCGCUCGCCUCGGCUGCAGCCCUCGGUUUUCGACACCUGACCACCCCGAGAGCAACGGCGCCGUCGAGCGCUGGAACAGGGUGUUUAAAAACAUGCUGUUCCAUGUCAUCGAAAAGGAGGGCCGUGGCUGGGACAGGUUCGUACCUUUCCUGCUGUGGGCAUACCGUGAGGUGCCGCACGACACAACUGGUGUGUCGCCCUUCCAGAUGCUGUACGGCCGAAGCCCCACUGGCCCGUUGACAGUGUUGCAGCAGUCUUGGACGGGCGACAUUCCGAUCCCGGUAACACUAAGGGAGUCACCUGCAGAGUACCUGCGGAACCUAAAGGGUCAAAUCGAGCGCGCCGCAGAGGAGGCCGAGCUGACGGCGCCGGCCCGGCAGAACGCGUAUGCGACGCAGCAUAACAAACGGGCCUCCCCGAAGGCGUUUGGGGUGGGCGAAAAGGUGUUAGUGUUCGACUUGGACCGACCGGGUAAGAUGUAUCCGAAAUGGAUAGGGCCGUGCGACGUCCGAGCGAAAUUUCGAGACCAGUCGUACUACGUGGACAUGCCGGACGGUAAGCACAGACUGGUGCAUGCCAACAAGCUGCGGCCCUACACCUGUCGCGUUCAGAGCAUUGGUGUUGUAUUCCAGGAAGAUGGCGACUUCGGAGAUAUAGAGUGCACCCCGCGAAGCAUGAGCAUCUGUCCUGCGAUGCGACUGCCGGAGUCGGAUCGCAGAAGUGGGAGAACACCACAUUAG
This is a messenger RNA of Ixodes scapularis (black-legged tick), 2499 nucleotides long. RefSeq lists its product as uncharacterized. NCBI's taxonomy places the organism in Eukaryota, Metazoa, Arthropoda, Arachnida, Ixodida, Ixodidae. The transcript is spliced from 3 exons. Gene Ontology annotation, molecular function: nucleic acid binding; aspartic-type endopeptidase activity. The coding region runs from base 1 to 2499 and encodes 832 amino acids. The record is from RefSeq and is a predicted model, not a curated record. Gene Ontology annotation, biological process: proteolysis; DNA integration.